This is a messenger RNA of Vidua macroura (Pin-tailed whydah), 1978 nucleotides long. RefSeq lists its product as uncharacterized. The transcript has 6 exons. The record is from RefSeq and is a predicted model, not a curated record. Gene Ontology annotation, molecular function: sequence-specific DNA binding; DNA-binding transcription factor activity. Bases 20 to 1183 code for a protein of 387 amino acids. Lineage: Eukaryota; Metazoa; Chordata; Aves; Passeriformes; Viduidae. Gene Ontology annotation, biological process: regulation of DNA-templated transcription.
ACAGUCGGCGAUCAGCGCCAUGGCAGAGCUGCCGCUGCCCGCCGGGCUCAGCGCCAGCACCUUCCCCGCCAAGCUGUGGCGCCUGGUGAACAGCCCCCGCGUCCACUCCGUGCGCUGGGACAGCCAGUCCCGAGGACUGCUCAUCGACCGCUCCCUUUUCGAGCGGGAGCUGCUCAGCCCGGGCGACGCCCAGGGGCCGGCCCCGCACACCUUCAGGGCCACGCAGUUCCGCAGCUUUGUGCGCCAGCUCUACCGCUACGGCUUCCACAAGGUGCCGGGCUGGGUUGGCUCGGCUGCGCCGGGCGAUGCCGGGGCCUGGCUCCACUACAGCAACCCCUGCUUUCGCCGCGACCGCCCCGACCUCCUGCUCCGCAUCAGGCGCCGGAGCGCGGCCAACAGGCAGCGGCGGGCGGCGGGGCAGGAGGGCCGCAGGCGCCGGCCCUGCGGCUCCCAGCAGCUCCCCGGGGCGCGGCCGCUGCCGGACGGGCGGGACGGGCGCAGUCGCUUCCAGCAGCCCCCCGGGGAGCGGCCGCUGCUCGCCCGGCGCCCGCCCUGCAGCUUCCACCUGCUGCACGGGGACCGGCCGGUGCCGGCCCGGCGGGAGGGGCCGAGCGGCUUCCGGGAGCUCUAUGGGGAGCAGCCGCUGCCCGCCGAGCGGGAGGUGCUACGGAUCCCGCCCUGCGAGUUCCUCGCUUUCCACGGGGAGCCGCUGCUGCCGCUCGGGCGGGAGGGGCCCCGCAGCCGCUUCCAGGAGCUCUGCGGGGGGCAGCUGCCUCCGAUUGACCGGGAGGUGCUCAGGAUCCCGCCCUGCAGCUUCCAGCAUCUCCACAGGGAGCAGCAGCCCCCAGCCUACGACCCACGAGCCACCUCAGGCACUUCAGCCCCCAGCGCUCCAUCUGGCAGUGCCGGCUGUGCAGCAUCGACGGCCUCCAGCUCAGCCUGGAAUGCACCUGAGGAAAAGGAAUGGCCACCAGUGGAUCUUGGCUUUGCUGUAGAGCAAAUGAUCCAGGAGAUCAGGAGAUCCCUGCCUGAAAGGCCUCCCUCUGCUCAGGGCAAUAUUAAUGUUGCCCCUGAGUCUUCAGGAGGGGAGCGUGUGAACCGGGCUGCAGCAGAGGAAACGUCAUCUGGCACGGAGAGCUGCGGGAACAGUUCCCCAGAGCCCGAGGAGCUUGAUCCCGUGUGAUCAGCUUCUCCAGGAGGGCUGCCCUGUGUGGCAGGAAGAGACAGAGGGAGAGCCUGUGACCAUUGGGCAGGUGGAAUUCCUCUAUCUCUAGUUAUAGAUGUGUAUAGUUAUAUUUAUUGAUCUAUGUAGUUGUGUUUAUAGAUUUAUGUAGUUAUAUUUAUCUAUCUAUAUAGACAGAGAUUUGUACAGUUAAUUUAUUUGUAGUUUUAGGUGUAUAUAUUUAUAUUUUUAGAUGUGCAGUUAUAGUUAUAGAUGUCCAUAGUUGCAUUUAUACAUGUGUAUAGUUACAUUUACAUAUAUAUAUAGUUACAUUUAUAGACAGGCAUAUUUAUAUUGAUAUAUGGGGGUUUAGUUACAUAGAUUGAUAUCUGUAUAGGUAUAGGGCUGUUUUUAACCUCUUCCCCUGCUCUGCUUCCUCCCUCACCUCUUGCUUUUCCCCCUGUGCCCCCUCUGUCCCCUCUCCCUGUGCUGGGUCCGAGCUGGCAGCCGGGCCGGGCGGAGCAGCAGUUCCAGCCCCGGGUGUCCCUGGAGCGGUGGGAGCUGCCGGUGGCCCCAGGCACUGUCCCCUGAGGAGCUGCUGCAGGACGCUGCAGUGAAGACCUAGAGGACAGCCGGAGACUGACGGGAACCAGCAGGGAGAAGCUGAAGGCCAGCAGCAAGAGCAGGGAACGGGGACCUGCCGCUGCCACGCUGGAGAGAGCCCGGCUGUGCCAUCUGCUGUCCCUGUCCAGGAGAGCUGCUCUGCACGGGAGGAAGAGACCGAGGGAGAGGCUUUGAAGAUGGGGCAGCUGAGAU